AUGGUCUACUACUUCACGUCCAACGUCGUCGAGCCCUCAGCCCGCAUCUACGUCGGCAAGGACAAGUUUGAGAACGAGGAUCUCAUCAAGUAUGGCUGGGAGGAGGACUUCCACGCCGACAAGCUCUCGAGCGCCCACAUUUACCUCCGCCUGCGUGAAGGCGAACAAUGGGACAGCAUCUCCCAGCCUCUCCUCGACGACCUCGCCCAGCUCACGAAGGCCAACUCCAUCGAGGGCAACAAGAAGGACAAUGUGACAGUCAUCUACACCCCAUGGUCCAACCUGAAGAAGGACGGUAGUAUGGCCACAGGCCAAGUGUCCUUCAAGGAUCCCCGCAAGGUCAAGCGUAUCCUGGUCCCCCAGCGCGAGAAUCCCAUCGUCAACCGCCUCAACAAGACCAGGGUGGAGGCGAAGCCCGACUUUGCCCAGGAGCGCGAGGACCGCCUCAAGGAGCUGCGCCAACGCGACCAGGCCGCCAUGCUCCUGCGCCGCAAGGAGGAAGCGCGCGUCGCGCUGGAGCGCAAGGAGAAGAAGUAUCAAAAGGACCACGCGUACGACGAUUUGUUUACUGAAGAUGCACUGGAAGGCUCGAGCAACCAAAACAGGGAUGCCGACUGGGAAGAUGAUUUCAUGUAA
Molecule: messenger RNA, 636 nt
Organism: Verticillium alfalfae VaMs.102
Lineage: Eukaryota; Fungi; Ascomycota; Sordariomycetes; Glomerellales; Plectosphaerellaceae
Product: coiled-coil domain-containing protein
Exons: 5
Coding region: 1-636 (211 amino acids)
Source: RefSeq, a predicted model, not a curated record